UUCCGUUCUCCACUCGGCCAGAGGACGGGACACGGUGAGGAGCUGCUGUGUCGCUCAUUCUACCCCCCUUUCCUGUCGUCACCCCCAUUGUCCUUGUUGUUCAGUUGCCUUUUCUAUUACUUUGUUUUCUCGGUUAGCUAGUUUCAGUCAUGUAUCGCUAUUUCGGGGAGCUGUUGAGCCGCUCUGCGGGCAGUGCCCUGGCCUCGGGGUGCGUUGACUCCGCUCUCCCGGCGUCCUCGUCCCUGAUGCGGGUCCGUCGCUAUGCCGACGCAGCAGACAAGCCCGACGACCCCAACUUCUUCAAGAUGGUCGAGGGCUUCUUCGACCGCGGCGUGAGCAUCGUGGAGGACAAGCUGGUGGAGGAUCUGAAGACCAGGGAGACCCCCGAGCAGAAGAGGAACCGUGUGCGGGGGAUCCUGCGCAUCAUCAAGCCCUGUAAUCACGUCCUGAGCGUGUCUUUCCCCAUCAGGAGGGAUAACGGAGAGUGGGAGGUGGUGGAGGGCUACCGCGCCCAGCACAGCCAGCACAGGACGCCCUGCAAAGGGGGUAUCCGUUACAGUACAGAUGUGUCCGUGGAUGAAGUCAAAGCCCUGGCCUCUCUGAUGACCUACAAGUGUGCUGUUGUCGAUGUGCCAUUUGGGGGAGCCAAAGCUGGAGUCAAGAUCAAUCCCAGGAAUUACACUGAUAAUGAGCUGGAGAAGAUUACCAGGAGAUUCACUAUUGAGCUGGCCAAGAAGGGUUUCAUUGGACCUGGCAUCGAUGUCCCGGCCCCAGACAUGAGCACAGGAGAGAGGGAAAUGUCCUGGAUCGCCGACACAUACGCCAACACUAUUGCACACACUGACAUCAACGCCCACGCGUGUGUGACAGGAAAGCCCAUCAGCCAGGGAGGAAUCCACGGACGCAUCUCUGCCACCGGUCGUGGAGUUUUCCACGGAAUUGAGAAUUUCAUCAAUGAGGCGUCCUACAUGAGCAUGCUGGGCCUGACACCUGGCUUCCAGGACAAGACCUUCGUCAUCCAGGGCUUUGGUAAUGUGGGUCUCCACUCUAUGAGGUACCUGCACAGGUUUGGGGCCAAGUGUGUGGGCAUUGGUGAGAUUGAUGGAGCCAUCUACAACCCAGAGGGCAUCGACCCCAAACAGCUGGAGGACUACAAACUGCAACACGGCACCAUUGUGGGCUUCCCGGGAGCCAAACCCUACGACGGAAACAUCUUGGAAGCAGACUGCCACAUCCUGAUCCCUGCCGCCGGAGAAAAGCAGCUCACACGUCACAAUGCCCCCAGGAUCAAGGCCAAGAUCAUUGCUGAGGGUGCCAACGGCCCCACCACCCCAGAUGCUGACAAGAUCUUCCUUGAGAACAACGUCAUGGUUAUUCCUGACAUGUACCUGAACGCCGGCGGUGUGACUGUGUCCUAUUUUGAGUGGCUGAAGAAUCUCAACCAUGUCAGCUACGGAAGACUGACCUUCAAAUAUGAGAGAGACUCAAACUACCACCUGCUCAUGUCUGUGCAAGAAAGUUUAGAGAGGAAGUUUGGAAAGCAGGGAGGACCCAUUCCUGUUGUUCCGACUGCUGACUUCCAGGCCAGAGUGGCGGGUGCCUCUGAGAAGGAUAUUGUUCACUCUGGGUUGGCCUACACCAUGGAGCGAUCUGCCAGGCAAAUCAUGCGCACAGCAAGCAAGUACAACCUGGGUCUGGACCUUCGGACCGCUGCCUACGUCAACGCCAUCGAGAAGGUCUUCAAAGUCUACAACGAGGCAGGGCUUACCUUCACAUAAACGGCCAAUGACGACCAACAUUUCCUCUACCCCUCUCCCCCACUCACCCUCCUGCUAUUGAUCGCCCUCUCCUGCCUUCUUCCAUCUUCUAAAACAGCCUUCAGAACAUAUCACUGUUUACCGCUGCUCUUUGGCUCUUCUACACACACACACACACACACACACACACACACACACAGCGAGACGUCAGCUAGCAUGAUAUUUAUCCUGUGAUCUCUGUGCUGCCAUUUAUGCUGUAUCUGUUUAAAUGUUGCCCUGUUCUUGUUUCUGCCUGAGGUUAUAUUAAGAAAAAACCAGGGAGAGCGUAACAUCCCGUCUCUCCCGUAGCCCUCAUGUAAACGUUCAUGAUAUUGUUGUAUGGCAGCCAUGUUCAGAUCGCCCAUUUCUGUGAUCGCUGUGACCCUCCUGCUGCGAUUGUUUCAGUUGACAGCACUACAGAUGCCUUAUUUCAGAAAGAGGUCUGCUCUAAAAUAGGGAGAUGGCCACUUAAAUUUAACUUUAAUAAAAGGGGUUUAGAUUUAACUUCAUGUGAAUAAAAGAAUAGAAAUUUUAUUACUCUUGGGUUUGUCCACACUCUUUAGGUUAUUAGUGAAGUUGCCAAGAUUUCCCAACAAGAUUUUUUUUUUUUCAUUGUUUUUACUGUUCAAGAUUCAAUAUACGCUCCUCCCCUUCUUUUUUCCUGCUUUCCCGUCACUUUAUCUCGUAUAUUAGAAGCUGCUUCUCUCCGACUCCUCCGCUGGCCAAGAAAGGGGAGCAGGGAGGGCGCGAGGUGCCACCGUGACCGCCCGUCCCCCUUAUGAAUUUUCCUCUGUUUUAAUCGUCCAGUUCGUCAACAUUGAAAUUAUUUUAGAGGAAAUUACUUUUUAUUUUUAUUUUAUUCAAUUUUUGGAAACCAAUAAAAUGUUCAGAAAAAGUGU
Messenger RNA from Centropristis striata (black sea bass), 2695 nucleotides. It is a transcript of the gene glud1b, whose product is annotated as glutamate dehydrogenase 1b. NCBI's taxonomy places the organism in Eukaryota, Metazoa, Chordata, Actinopteri, Perciformes, Serranidae. The transcript is spliced from 13 exons. Gene Ontology annotation, biological process: L-glutamate catabolic process. The record is from RefSeq and is a predicted model, not a curated record. Gene Ontology annotation, cellular component: mitochondrion. Gene Ontology annotation, molecular function: L-glutamate dehydrogenase (NAD+) activity. Bases 150 to 1778 code for a protein of 542 amino acids.